Molecule: messenger RNA, 6549 nt
Organism: Mobula hypostoma (lesser devil ray)
Lineage: Eukaryota; Metazoa; Chordata; Chondrichthyes; Myliobatiformes; Myliobatidae
Gene: kctd14
Product: potassium channel tetramerization domain containing 14
Exons: 2
Coding region: 59-787 (242 amino acids)
Biological process (GO): protein homooligomerization
Molecular function (GO): protein binding
Source: RefSeq, a predicted model, not a curated record
GGAGCCUCAUUCCACCGCUCGGACAGCGGCAGAGCUGCUCACCCACCCGGGGAAAGGUAUGAGCUCCACCGGCUCGAGAGGGACCCCGAGAUCCAGUAUGGGAUCCUCUCACAAUGCAUCCUCGGUGCUGAGUCUGAACAUCGGAGGCCACAUCUACUGGACCACCUUUGGUACCCUAAAUCGGUUCCCGGGCUCCAAGCUGGCCGAGAUGGUCAACGGGCAGUCCAAGGCGAAGAUGGAUGCGGACGGGAGAUACUUCAUCGACCGCGAUGGCACCCACUUCCAGCACGUGCUGGACUUCCUCCGGGGCAGAGACCCGCCGCCCCACCUGGCCAAGGAGGUCUACCAGGAGGCAGUCUACUAUGACAUUGAGCCACUGGUCAAGCUGCUAGAGGACUCCCCCAAGCUCUUUGGUGAGGUGGUAGGACGCCGGCAGUUCCUGGCCAGGGUGCCCAACUACCAGGAGAACAUCGAGGUGAUGGUGCGGGUGGCCAGGGCCGAGGCCGUGGCCGCGAGGCACUCCACGGUAAUUGUGUGUCUGGUCAAGAACGAGGAGGAGGUUCCCAAGUGCCAGGAUGCAGUGAACAGCCUGGACACGGGCAAGGAGUCAGUGGUACAGUUCGGACCCUGGAAGGCUUCACCUUCCAUCUCGGACCUCCUGCAUUGCAUCCAACUGGACAUUGAGAGCAAGGGCUACCAGACGUCCUACCAGCCUCUGGAGAUAGUGAAAGGAUUCCUUACCAGACCCUGUGAGUUCCUCUACAGGUUCACCUUCACCUGGUGGUGAGACAGAGCCCUCAACUUCUCCCAAGCGAAUGUUUGAUUGAGAAUCAGGGCCUCGGGGAAACUGAAGAUCGGACAAGUAGGAGCCACGUUCAGGCUUCAGGACAAUACUGUAGAUUAUCUGGUCUAUCGCUGCUGUGCCAGCAUUUUGAGGAAGGAUUCUACUAAAUGCCAUCUCCUGUGUAUUCUCCACCACCCUGGGCAUUGCUCUCUCCAAGUGCUUUAUGUUAUUUUAUUGAGACAAGUACUUUAUUUUAUUUUAUUGAGAGAUCAGGCCCUUCCUUCCCUUCAAGUCGUGCCACGCAGCAACUCGACCAUUUAACCCUAACCUAAUCACGGGACAAUUUACAGUGACAAGUUCCAAUCGCUACCUCUUCAGACUGAGAGAGGAAACUGGAGCACCACGCUUCAUGAGAAGGAUGUGAAAGCUAUCUUACAGAGGACGUCAGAAUCGUACUUCAAACGCCGACGUCCCGAGCUGUGAUUGCAUCAUGCUAGCUGCUGUGCCAUUGGGGCUCCCAGUUUUUCCCAUUUUUACUCAGUAUUCCUGUUGAAAUCACUGCAGUCUGAUCUCUCCGCUUGUUUUGGAACACUUUGUAACCAGUUACCCAAAUUCUCCAACCUCUGGGUUCACACCUCCUCGGUGACAUCUACUACUGCUUCUGAAAUAAUUAACCUCCUUUCUGUGCUGGAGUAUUAACUAGGUCAUUUACGUAGAACGUAGAACACUACAGCACACUACAGGUCCCUUGCCGACCUUUUAACCUACUCCAAGAUCAAUGUAACGUGGCAUGGUAGGAUAGUAGUUAGCUCAUCCCUUUGCAGUGCUGUUUGGAGUUCAGUUCCCAUUGCUGCCUGUGAGCAGUUUGUACAUUCUCCACGUGACCACACGGAUUUCCUCCUGGAGCUCGGGUUUCCUCCCACUUUCCAAAGACAUACAGGUUAGGGUUAGUAAGGUUGGUGCCAGAAGCGUGGCGACACUUGCGGGCUGCCGAGCACAAUCCUCUCUGAUUUGGUUUGACUCAAACGACACAUUCCACUGCACGUUUUGUAGUUUCAAUGUAGAUUUGACAAAUAAAGCUAAUUUUUUAAAUCUUUAAUCUUUCCCACAGGGCCCUCCAUUUUUCUUUCACCCAUGUGCCAAUCUAAGAGUUUCUUAAACGCCCCUAACAUGUUUACCUCUAUCACCGCCCCCCGUAGUGUUUUCUGUGCAUUCGCCAUUCUCUGUGUAAAAAAACUUACCUCUGACAUUCCCCCCCUCCAUACACUCCUCCCAUCACCUUAAAAUUAUGCCCCCUUCUGUUAGACACUGCUGACCUAGAAAAAAAGUCUCUAGCUGUCCGCUCCAUCUGUGUCUCUUAUCUUCUCUCAAGUCACCUCUCAUCCUCCUUUGAUCCAAAGAGAAAAGUCGUAGCUUGCAUAUCCUCUCCUCAUCCAGGCAGCAGCUUGGUUGCUUUUGGAAAGAUUUUAAAGUGGAUUCUAAUCAAGCAUCUUCAUACAUAGAAGGCAGAGGGCAAAAAAAGAAAGACUUGUUCUCUCCAUAAUGCCACUCUGCUUGGUAAAUGUCUCUGAUCCCAUUAAUAAGUUUUCAAAGGAAAAUGUUUUCAGAAUGUUCUUCUGUCUGGAAAACGAUAAUGAUUAGCUUUAUUUGUCACAAGUGUAUCGAAAGAUACAGUGAAUUGCAUCGUUUUGUAUCAACGUCUAACACAGCCCAGGUGUGGCCAUGAUUCCAAUGCCAACCUCGCAUGCUCACAACUCACUAAUGCAAACGCAAAUGUCUUUGGAGUGAGGGGAGAUACCACGAACCCAUAGGAAUCCCACACACUCACAGGGAGAACAAACAAACUCCAUACAGACCGUGGCAGGAAUGGAACCCCAAUCGUACAGCUGGCACAAUAAUGACUUGCACUAACCGCUAUGCUACCAUGCCGCCUAAUUCUCCUGCCCUGGGACAGAGGCUCCAACCUUCAUAGUUUUAUAAACGUCUCUAAGGUCACCCCUCAGCCUCCUGCAGUCCACUGAGAACAAACACACCCUAUCCAAUCUCUCCUUAAAAGUACAGCCCUCCAUUCCAGGUAACAUCCUGGUGAAUCUCUUCCACACAUUUGGUACUGCUACGAUAUUCUGCAGUUUGAUGACCAGAACUGUACAAUGCCUUGACUCACUUCACAUCUAAGUGAUCCUAUUGGGGCGCCACAGUAACAUAGCAGUUAACAUGACCCUAUUGAAAUUCAAUUCUGAUGCUGUCUGUAAAAAGUUUUACGUCCUCCAAGUGCCCUGGUUUCCUCUCACAUUCCAAAGACAUACCGGUUAGCAGGGUAAUUGGUCAUUGUCAAUUGUCCUGUGAUUAGGCUUGAGUUAAAUAGGUGGGUUACUGGGUGGUGUGGCUUAUUGGGCCAGAAGUGCCUGUUCCACGUUGUAUCUCUAAAUAAACAAACACUGGUCUCCAUAUGGAACUGUGGGAAACUAACUUAAUGGAUAAUUCAAUUGGUGGGCAUCAUAGGUGUUGAUAAUAGGUGAUUCACCCACUUUUGAAGAAUCAGAAUUAGAACUGAGUUUCUUAUCACUGACUUAUAUGAAAUGUGUUGCUUUGUGGCAGCAGGGUGGUGAAAAGACAUCAAAUUUACUAUGAAAUUAUGAAAUAAAUAACCAUGUAGUGUUCAUGAGUUGGUUCGUUGUCCAUUCAGAAAACUGAUGGUGGAGGGGAAGAAUCUGUUCCUAAAACAUUGAGUGUGCAUCUUCAGGCUCCUGUACCUCCUCCCUGAUGGCAGCAAUGAGAAGAGGGCAUAGCCUGGGUGAUGGGGGUCCUUAAUGAUGGGUGCCACCAUCAUGAGGCAUUGUCAUUUGAACAUGUCCUCGAUGGUGGGAGGCUGGUGUCCAUGAUGGAGCUGGCUGAGUUUUCAACUUCCCACAGCUUUUCCUGAUCCUGUACUGUGGCCCUUCCGCACCAGACGGUGAUGCAACCAGUUAGAAUGCUGUCCAUGAUACACCUGUAGAAAUUUGCUGGAGUCUUGGUGACAUACCAAAUCUCCUCAAACUCCUCAUGAAACAUAGCCACUGUUGUGCCUUCUUUAUAAUUGUAUCAAUAUGUUGGCCCAGGGCAGGUCUUCAGAUAUCUUAAUGGAACUUAAUGAAGAUAAUUAAUUCAGGGAACUACAAUUGAGAAAUAUUUAAAAACACUAAAUAAGUCGUGCAAAAAGAGAGCAAAAUAGCAGGGUUGCAUUCAUAGACCAUUCAGAAAUCUGCUGGCAGAGGGCAGGAGAUUGUUCCUGAAUCACUGAGUGUGGGUCUUCAGGCUCUUGUACCUCCUUCCUGAUGGCAGGAAUGAGAAAAGGUGCCAUAGUCGCGGAACGGUUAGCAUGGCGUUAUUACAGGUUGGGGCAUCAGAGUUCAAGUUCAACCUCAACGGUAAGGAGUCUGUAUGUCCUCCCCAUGGAAGGCAUGGGUUUUCUCCAGAUGCUCCAGGUUCCUCCCACAUUCCAAAGGACAUAAUGGUUAAUAGGUUAACUGGACAUUGUGAAAAUUGUCCCGCGAUUAGGCUAUGGUUAAUCGAGGGCUCGAAGGGACAGUUCCACACUUUAUCUCAAUCAAUCAAUCAAUCAAUUAAUCAAUAAAUAAAUAAAGGUGAAUUUGAUUUGCCACUUUCCAUGGGCUGAUUCUAGUACAGCGUGAUCAGAUUACAAAAAUGGCUCAAUUUUUUUGCUUGCUGGAACCAGUGGGUAAGUUAACCUUUGACCCUAAGUACCAGACGCCCUUCACCCGUCCCCAAGUGGAGUGAAGUUUCUUUUGUGCGCCCCACCAUCAUUAAACAUCUGAUUGCGGUUAUGAUUGAAGCAAUUCAGUACGGUUGCUUAGUCCCAUUGAGAAAUGUACAGAAUGCUUCUUGCUACUCAAUUGGAAUGUCGACCAGUAAAGCACAGAAACAGGCCCUUCAGCCCUCAAUGUUGUGCCAAACCUAUUAAAUUAGUAAUCAAAUGUCCAACUAAACUAAUCUCUUCUGCCUACACAAUGUCUAUAUCCUUCCAUUUUCCUCACAUUCAUGUGUCCAUCUAAAUGUCUCUUAAAAGUCCCAAACGUUUCUGCCUCUACCAUCAUACCAGGCAGCUCAUUCCAGGCACCCACCACUCUCUGGCUAAAAAAAAGCUUGCUGCUCAUAUCUCCUUUCACCUUAAAUACAUGCCCUCUGGUGUUAUUCAUCUCAACCCUGGGUAAAAGAUAAUGUCUGUCUAAUCUAACUAUGCCUCUCAUAAUCUUAGGAACCUCUAUCAGAUCUCCCCUCAGUCCAACACUCCAGAGAAAACAACCCAAGUUUGUCCAAUCACUUGUUAUAACUCAUGCCUUCUAAUCCAGGUGGUAUCCUGGUAAACUUCUUCUCCAAAAGCCUCGACAAUAGGGAAAAUUUCCUUUGCACCUCUACAGUAACAUUAGAAGAAGCAACAAUACAAUUUCCAUCACAGACUUUGUCACUUAGGUCAUGAAUUCUGUCUGCUGUAGUUCACCGAUACUCUAUCAGACUCUGAUUAAUAAAUAAGUCUAGUUUUAACAAUAAUUAACAGAAAAAAAGAUUAUUUUGGCUGUCACUGAUGUACUUUCUUCCACCUUCAACUCUUUGGAGUUUGUGCUCGUGUUGAAACAUAGUACUUACAGGCGACCCCCAUAUUACCGAUGAUUGCCCUUACAGAAUUUGUGAAUUGCUACCCAAAAAUCUGAGAUGUAUAAUAAAAUUCAUUCUUACAGAAAUUACAUGGAAAGAAUUUAAUAAAUAAUUCAAUUUUUUUUGAACUCACAUUUCUUGAUGCACGUGCUGUUGACCAUAUAUAACCAUAUAUUUUAACCAUAUAUAACCAUAUAUCAAUUACAGCAUGGAAACAGGCCAUCUGGGCCCUUCUAGUCCGUGCCGAACUCUUACUCUCACCUAGUCCCACCGACCUGCACUCAGCCCAUAACCCUCCAUUCCUUUCCUGUCCAUAUAGCUGUCCAGUUUAACUUUAAACAACAACAUCGAACCUGUCUCAACCACUUCUGCUGGAAAGCUCGUUCCACACAGCUACCACUCUCUGAGUAAAGAAGUUCCCCCUCAUGUUACCCCUAAACUUUUGCCCUUUAACUCUCAACUCAUGUCCCCUUGUCUGAAUCUCCCCAACUCUCAAUGGAAAAAGCCUAUCCACAUCAACUUUAUCUAUCCCUAUCAUAAUUUUAAAUACCUCUAUCACGUCCCCCCGUAACCUUCUACGUUUUGCGUUACGGAAACUAGUGAUGCAGACCAUGUUCUAGUGAAACCAAAGUGGUACGAUCACUCAGGCUGGGUCUGGCAUCCUCCUCAUGGGGUGUCUCUUGGUGGGUCCCCAGGUGGCUGGAGAGGCCAGUCUGGGACCCACAUAUUCUGGUGCAGAGUAAGUGGUGACUGGGGUCAGUAGUUGGGUCUUUUGGUUGUUCAGUCUCUCCUUUCACAGCUGCCUCUUGUUCUCAGCGACACAGCGGAGGUUGUUCUCAUGCAGCGCAGCUCCAUCUUGAACAGAUUUCCUCCAAUUCAAAGUAAAUAUAUUAUCAAAGUACAUCUAUGUCGCCAUGUUGCUGAGAUUCAUUUUCUUGUGGGCAUUUACAGGACAAAAAAGAAACUUUACAACUCCUCCCUUGGAGGGUCAGACACCCUGAGCCAAUAGGCUGGUCCUGGACUUAUUUCCUGGCAUAAUUUACAUAUUACUAUUUAACUAUUUAUGGUUUUAUUACUAUUUAAUUAUUUAUGGUGCAACUGUAAUGAAAACC